Molecule: messenger RNA, 649 nt
Organism: Anopheles nili
Lineage: Eukaryota; Metazoa; Arthropoda; Insecta; Diptera; Culicidae
Product: E3 ubiquitin-protein ligase PPP1R11-like
Exons: 2
Coding region: 73-453 (126 amino acids)
Cellular component (GO): nucleus
Molecular function (GO): protein serine/threonine phosphatase inhibitor activity; protein phosphatase 1 binding
Source: RefSeq, a predicted model, not a curated record
UCAUACAGUAACUUGACAAACGGCAGUAGAGUAAUCGAAGAGGACAGUUUUGAUUGCAGCUAUAAUUUACGAAUGUGCAUCGUGAUUAGAAGUGAACCGCCUGUAUUGCGAUUACGACUGCAGAAACCACGCAAUGGCAAAAAGGUACAAUGGACGAACGGAACCGUGGAUAAUGAACACAUGAACAAAAAGAAAUCUAAAUGCUGCUGUAUUUACGUAAAACCGCGUGCCUUCGGUGAAAGCUCGUCAGAGAGUGAGGACGAGUGUGAGCACUGUUUCGGGCACGUUGAGCUGAAGAAGAAAAAUCAAAAACCCCCUCGGAUGCCUGCGAAACGGAGCGACGGUGAUGACGAUGAUGAGAACACGAACAAUUCCGAUGACGUCGAUGGGCCGUCAGAUGCUGCGAGAGGAUGCAGUUCCGGAGAACCAUCGGCAAAAUCCGCCGGAGAAUAGAAUUGUACACGUUUGGCUAGAAAAAGUUGAUUUUCAUUCGAUAAUGGUUUGGUUGCUUUUGACACUUAUUACAAAAAAUUAAGCAAGGACGCUACGUUUUUUCACUAUCCAAUUGCAGCAGAACAGAAGGUUACAUUACGUUUCGGAGCAUAUUUGUACAUAAACUUAUUGUUAAUAUAUUUACCUGUAUGUAGUA